This is a messenger RNA of Arabidopsis arenosa, 1102 nucleotides long. The record is from the annotation of a GenBank genome assembly. NCBI's taxonomy places the organism in Eukaryota, Viridiplantae, Streptophyta, Magnoliopsida, Brassicales, Brassicaceae.
UCUCCAAAACUCAAUCAAAAGCUAUGCAAGAUCCACCACGACCCGCUACAGGUUACCCAUACCCAUACCCAUACCCAAACCCACAACAACCACCACCCACCAACGGUUACCCAAACGCCGCCACCGGAACCGCUUACCCCUACCAAAACCACAACCCAUACUACGCACCACCUCAACCAAACCCACGCGCCGUCAUACUCCGCCGUCUCUUCAUCGUCUUCAUGACAUUCCUCCUAAUCCUAGGUCUAAUCCUCUUCAUCUUCUUCCUAAUCGUCCGUCCUCAACUCCCAGACGUUUACCUAAACUCACUCUCCGUCUCCAAUUUCAACGUCUCCAACAAUCAAGUCUCUGGUAAAUGGGAUCUUCAAGUCCAAUUUCGAAACCCUAAUUCAAAGAUGUCACUUCACUACGAUGCUGCUUUUUGUGCUAUGUAUUACAAUCGUGUUUCUCUAUCUGAGACUAGGUUACAACCGUUUGAUCAAGGAAAGAAAGAUCAAACGGUGGUUAAUGCGACUCUCUCUGUUUCUGGUACUUAUGUUGAUGGGAGAUUAGCUGAUUCUAUUGGGAAAGAGAGGAGUGAUAAAGGAAGUGUUGAGUUUGAUUUGAGGAUGAUUUCUUAUGUUUCGUUUCGAUACGGUGCGUUUCGGAGGCGGAGAUAUGUUACGGUUUAUUGUGAUGAUGUUGCUGUUGGUGUUCCGGUGAGUAGUGGUUCAGGGAAGAUGGUUGGUUCAGCUAAAAGAUGCAAAACUUAUUGAACUUAGUGAGUAUUAUUCUCUUUGGUUACUUUAGGGAUAUUAUCUUAACUAAUCUUUUGUAAAUCGACUAUGUUUUUCGAUUUGGAUGAUGGAAAGAAUGGAAAAAGAUUCAGUUUUUAGCUUUCUUAUUAGUAAUGUUUUGUUGAUGUUUCAAUUCUUGAGGAUGAUUGAUUAGUACUUUUGAGUUUCUUCUAUUGACAUUACUAAUGAUAUGUUUGGAGUUCGACUUAUCGCGUUUGGUAUGAUGUCAAAGAUGGGAACUUAAGAGAUUGUGGAAUGUUUGAGUUACUUUUGAGAUUGUAUUAUAGUUGAAUCGUUAGGUUAAGUAAUAGAUAAUAGGGAUGGUU